AUGUCUUCCUCCUCCGCCUCCUUCCAGUCGAUGCUCGGCGGUGGAGCCCCGGAGAAGCUCACCCGCACCAACUAUGUGCUGUGGCGGACGCAGAUCACGCCGCAGCUGCGGGGCGCCGGCGUCUUCCAUUAUGUCGACGGCACGGCAACCGAGCCAAUCAAAGUCCUCAUCACCAAGGACGCCGUCGUCAAGGAGACUACUGGGCCAAAUCCCCUCCAUCUGCUUUGGGUGAAGGAGGAUCAGCAGGUCCUUGGAUAUCUACUCCAACACUUGUCCAAGGAAGUGCUCGUCACGAAGGGCAAUCAAUCGGUGGCCACCUUCUUCGCCGCCAUGAGGGGUCUCGCCGAUGAACUUGCCGCGGCGGGAAAACCCAUCCAGGACGACGAGCUCAUCUCCUACAUCAUCCACGGGCUGGACCAAGAGUAUCAGCCCCUCGUCUCCGCACUAGAUGCCUGUGUCACCCCGGACUGUUGGUACCGCUACGAAGAAGAUGAAGGUGAUUCCUCGCAAGAUGAAGAGAAAAUUGCUGCGGCGGCCGAUGGCUCCUAUGGAGUAGAUACCAACUGGUACAUUGACAGCGGCGCCACCAACCACAUCACCAACGAACUCGAGAAGGUCACCAUGAAGGAGAAAUAUCGUGGCAAAGAUCAAAUUCAUACGGCCAGUGGUGAAGGAAUCGCUCCAGUCAAGAAAUUGUUUGACAAAUUGAGAGACUUGAUAUGGCUCAAAUUCCCCAUCUCCUUCGGAAUGUCACCUGACAGCAUGUUAGCAGAGAAGUCAAUGCCAGACAUCAACAUGAAAAAGUUACUUCCAGCUGUAAUGUACGAGCUGAAGAAAAAUGCACUCGGGAAGCCUGACAGCGAAUUCCCAGAUACACUCAGAAACUCGAGAGUGAACAAGCAGGAUGGUACUUCUCCUGUAAAUCUGUUAUUUGAUAGGUCCAUAAGUUGUAUGCUGCUGUUGCAGAGCGAUGGUGGUAUUGUUCCAGAUAUAAUAUUGUGGGAAACAUCAAGAAUUGUAAGAUUAGGAAACAUCAAACCGAUGUUGGCUGGCAGCUGUCCUUCAACUAGGUUCAGAGAUAUGUUAACUUGUUUAAGGGUCCAGGGACAGGGCCACCACGGCCUCCGCCCCACCCUCGUCCUCACCCGCCACGUCCUCUCCACCACCCCCACCACCCAAUGCCCCUUCCCCGUGGCCGCCAUCUCUGACGGCAUCGCCUCGUGCGCCGACACCGCCGAGUACCUGCUCCGCAUGGAGGCCGCCGGGUCCGACACGCUCGCGCGCCUCCUCCUCGCCGACGACGGCGAGGAACCUGUCAGGGUGCUCGUGUACGACUCGCACCUGCCGUGGGCGCGGCGCGUGGCACGGGAGGCCGGCGUGGCCGCGGCCGCGUUCUUCACGCAGAUGUGCGCGGUGGACGUGGUCUACGGCGAGGUCUCCGCGGGGCGGGUCGCGCUGCCGCUCGCGGACCGGAGCGCGCUCCGGGGGAGGCUAUCCGUGGAGCUCGGGCCCGACGACGUGCCGCCGUUCGUCGCCGCGCCGGCGUGGUACCCGGCGUUCACCGAGUCGGCGCUGUCGCAGUUCGAGGGGCUGGACCAGGCCGACCACGUGCUCGUCAACUCCUUCCGCGACCUCGAGCCAAUGGAGGCAGAUUACAUGGAAUCGAAAUGGGGCGCAAAGACCGUCGGCCCGACAUUGCCGUCGUUCUACCUGGGCGAUGAUCGCCUGCUGUCGAACAAGACCUAUGGCUUCAACCUCGUCUCGAGCACUUCUCCGUGCAUGGCAUGGCUCGACAAGCAGGCUCCUUGCUCUGUGCUCCUUGCAUCCUACGGCACGGUCGCCAACCUCGACACCACACAGCUAGAGGAACUAGGCCAUGGAUUGUGCAACUCUGGACAACCUUUCCUUUGGGUGUUGAGGUCUAGUGAGGCAGAUAAGUUGCCCCAAGAACUCCAUGACGAAUGCAACAUGAAAGGCCUAAUUGUCCCCUUUUGCCCUCAGCUGGAGGUGUUGGCUCAUAGAGCAACAGGUUGUUUCUUAACACAUUGUGGAUGGAACUCCACAAUAGAGGCAAUUGUCACCGGUGUACCCAUGAUUGCAAUACCGCAAUGGGCAGACCAACCGACCGUCGCAAAGUCUGUGUGGAGUGGACUGGACUGUGGGGCGAAUGGUUUGGUUGGGCCCAAUUCCAACAACGAUCUGAUCCUUCUGUUAGGGCCCACCCCCAACGUUUUUUUUUUGAAAUUUGUCUGAAAAACUCACCUUUUGAAAUUAAACUUUUGCCUGUCCCCUAAAACUUAAUUCUCAAUAACUUGUAUUUGACUCACACAAUUCAUCAAGGGAAAAACUCCU
Triticum dicoccoides is the source of this 2352-nucleotide messenger RNA. RefSeq lists its product as uncharacterized. The transcript has 9 exons. The record is from RefSeq and is a predicted model, not a curated record. Gene Ontology annotation, molecular function: quercetin 7-O-glucosyltransferase activity; quercetin 3-O-glucosyltransferase activity. Lineage: Eukaryota; Viridiplantae; Streptophyta; Magnoliopsida; Poales; Poaceae. The coding region runs from base 1 to 2253 and encodes 750 amino acids.